This is a messenger RNA of Monoraphidium neglectum, 858 nucleotides long. RefSeq lists its product as hypothetical. The transcript is spliced from 3 exons. The coding region runs from base 1 to 858 and encodes 285 amino acids. Gene Ontology annotation, biological process: transmembrane transport. The record is from RefSeq and is a predicted model, not a curated record. Lineage: Eukaryota; Viridiplantae; Chlorophyta; Chlorophyceae; Sphaeropleales; Selenastraceae.
AUGCUGCUGGGUUCCGCGCACCCCCACCCUCCCUUCGCGUACCCCCUGGAUCUGGUGCGCACGCGGCUCGCGGCGCAGACGGGUCGCGGGCGCGGCUACUACAGCGGCAUCGGCGGCACACUGCGGCGCAUCGUGACUGAGGAGGGCGCGUCGGGGCUGUACAGGGGCCUGGGGGCGACGCUGGUGCAGGUGGUCCCCAGCCUGGCCCUGAGCUUCACUGUGUAUGAGACGGCGCGCAACGCAGCCGCAGAGUGGGAGCAGCGGCGGGCGCACACGCACGCGGGCGCAUCGGGCGGCGUCUCGGCCGCCGAGGUCGGCAGGCGGGGUGGCGCAGGCGGCGCGGCGCCCGGACACACGGCAGCUGGCGGUGGCGGUGGCGAGUGGGACCUGGCUCAGGCGCUGGUGGACGGCAAGGAGGCUGCCAGCAGCAGCGAAACGAUGGAUGCUGCAGCCGCCUCCAGCAGCAGCAGCAGCAGUAGCAGCAGCAGCGGCAGCGGCGGCGGCAUCAGCAGCAGCAGCGGCGGCGUCUCUUUGCGAGGCGGGCAGGCGAGGCCAGGCGUGCAGCCGCCGCCGCCCGUGUCGACCGCCGCCAGCCUGGCGUGCGGCUGCCUGUCCGGCCUGGUGACCUCCACGGCCACCUUCCCCCUGGACGUGGUGCGGCGGCGCAUGCAGGUGCACGGCGCGGGCGGCGCGCGCGGCGGCGCCAGCUACGCGGGCGUGAUCCGGCAGAUCUGGUCCGCGCGGGGCGCAUCUGGGUUCUACGCGGGCAUAGCGGCGGAGUACUGCAAGGUGGUGCCCGGGGUGGCCAUAGCCUAUGGCACCUACGAGGCCAUGAAGGCCUGGACAAAGGCAGACUGA